CUUCACUGAAAAAAUACUCGGUCGGGUAAAACACCUUACUCGGUCGGGUAUCACUUCCAGAGAGUUACCAGGCCGAAAUCUUCCUCAUACCCGGUCGGGUAACCUAACAUACCCGGUCGGGUAUCUGCUGUUGCAUUCAAAACAAUGCUCCAUCUUCAAUAACUUAUUAAUAAAUAAAAUGUAGUCAAAAUAGAGUGUAUAAAUAAUAUAAAUUUCAAUAUGUUGCAUCUAUUUAAGAUGGAGGUACUCUACAGUAGACAUGCACAAAAAUUGGAUGAGUGUCGAGUCUAGUCGAGCUAUGAUAUAUUCCUUUCGUCCUGUUGAGAUGGUCCUGCGUUUCCUUUUUGGUCUGUCCCAAUAAGAGUGUAUCAUACCAUAAGAUAGAGAUGGACUGCAGUGAGUUGAUUCCUGUUCUGGUUAUGGUGAUCGUGCAAUUAGGAUAUGCCGGAGUGAAUAUCAUUGGGACGGCCGUUAUGGGCGCCGGCAUGAAUCCCUUUAUCCACAUAGCUUACCAGCAAAUUUUCGGCAGCCUUGUCAUCACUCCCUUGGCUUUUUUCAUGGAGAGGAAUACAAGGCCCAAAAUGACUUUGAGGAUAUUUUUCCAAAUAUUUAUGUCGUCACUCUUUGGGCUGACGGGGGAUCAAACGGCAUACUUUGUGGGGCUAAAGCAUUCCACUCCAACCAUUGCAACGGCUUUGGCAAACUUAAUUCCAGCCGUCACUUUUAUCAUGGCCGUCCUCUUCAGACUUGAAAGGGUGGGAUUAAGAACAAAGGCGGGAAAAGCGAAGAUUUUGGGGACCCUAAUAUGCAUCGGUGGGGCGAUGCUGCUAAGCUUGUACAGGGGAGGCGUUGUGAUUGGGCAGUCGAGCAUUAACUGGAAAUAUGCAAAAAAUACAGUGGACAAGAAUAGUAGCUGUAACACUAGCAGCAGCCAUGGAGAUUUGUUGUUGGGGCCUUUCAUGGUCUUGCUCAGCGUUCUUUUCUACGCUGCCUUCCUAAUCACCCAAACAAGACUGGGAAAGGAGUAUGGAGCACCAUACUCUAGCACUGCUAUAGCCUGUGUGCUUGCAAGUAUCGAGUGUGUGACAAUUGCAGUUUCCACCGAUCACAACAUCUCUGACUGGGCUUUGACUCCCAUGAGGGCUGUCUCCACCGUUUACAAUGGGGUGGUGUAUUCAGCACUAGCAAUCCUGCUGACUUCAUGGUGUGUAGAGAGGAAAGGGCCUCUGUAUGUUGCGGUUUUCAACCCUUUGUUGCUCGUCUUUACUGCCAUUCUCAGCUGGGCUUUUCUUCGCGAAACCAUACACACCGGCACAGUGUUGGGGUCAAUCCUAAUUAUAGCGGGGCUCUACGUUGUUCUGUUGGGAAAGAAGAAAGAGGUGGACGUGAUUAAAGUAGAAGAAGACAAAUUGAAGGAAGCACACAAAAGUGAAGGCGGCCAAGAGUGCUAAUUAAUUGAUUAUUAAUAAUUGUGCUGCGAACUUUAAUUUAUGACCGAAAGCCAUGCAUAUUAUAAUUAUUAUUAUAUAUAGUGCAGCUAGGCACAUUAUUACCAAAACUCCAAAAGCCAUGCAUAUUAUCAUACGAUGAUGAUCUGAAGCCGCCGGAAGUAAAAGCAAAUACGGAUGCGCGGAUUGUACAAGUAUAUUAUUAUAAUUAUUAAAUUAUUAUUAUCCUGAUGAUGAUGAAUGAUGGUGAUUACCACUGUUAAUAUUAUUAUUGUUAUUAAUAUAUACCUUCGUUUUUAAUAGCUC
Cuscuta europaea is the source of this 1754-nucleotide messenger RNA. Lineage: Eukaryota; Viridiplantae; Streptophyta; Magnoliopsida; Solanales; Convolvulaceae. The record is from the annotation of a GenBank genome assembly.